Saccostrea cuccullata (small rock oyster) is the source of this 2198-nucleotide messenger RNA. RefSeq lists its product as uncharacterized. The transcript is spliced from 9 exons. Bases 115 to 1938 code for a protein of 607 amino acids. NCBI's taxonomy places the organism in Eukaryota, Metazoa, Mollusca, Bivalvia, Ostreida, Ostreidae. The record is from RefSeq and is a predicted model, not a curated record.
GACAUCACAAUAUGUGACGUCAUAAACAUAGUCUUGUUGGAUACAGUACACAAUGGAAAUCGAUACAUAAUGUAAGACAAAAUAGUAAAGAACCGUGACUUUAAGGCUUGACAAAUGGAUAAAAUGGAUAAUAUUGUUCCAGACGGAUUUACCAGCACGCACAGUCGGAAAUCCAAAAAAUGUCAAAGUUAUGCCAUCCAAGUUCAGCUGGUUAAAGAGCAUAAGCUGAUCGACAAGGGAGAGAAUGUGUGCACCCGUGAAAUGGGAAAGGACCAAGAGAGGAUGAGAAAGUGCUUAGAAAAACUCGAACACGACAAGAAAAAAAUCUACAAAGAACACGAUUCCCACAGAGGUCAACCUCCAAUAUCCAGCCUGGAUGAAAGAGCACACAGCCGUAGCAGCAGUCGCCCUCUCAGUGGAUAUGAGGUCAAAGUUCAAUCGCGCAGUCGCCGUCAGUUACAGGAAGCUGGGGCCACCUCUCUGGACCUCAAACGUACCUCGUCACGGAGGUCAACUGACCAGGCCAAGAUAUCGGAUCACAGCCAUGAGCACCAUCACCACGGACGACAGCGCAGCAAUUCUCUGUCCCUACCCGGCCCCAUGAGGAAAUUGUCCAUUUCUCAUAAAAGUUCAACCAGCUCUGACAUCGAUAAACCCCUGCCUAUCGGUCAGAUCCCAUCGAUCGUCCUAACCGAAGAGGAUUGUAAGAAAUCUAGCGUCCUUUAUCUCCCUCCUAAUGCAAAACAAAACGUGGAUCCCUUAAAUACCAAACAAGGAAUAAAGAAUGAGAGCGCAAAUAAAGAAAAUUCUGCACCAUCUGGUCAAGAGCAUCCAUCUAAACAGGGAUUCCGCGAACAUAACCCUUCCCCUCGUGAAAAUAUCAAAAAAGAUUCCCCGUCUGAUAAACAUGAUCAUUCUCAGGAUUCUAAAGAAGCGCAUCAUCACCACGGACAUCAAGGUGCGCGCAAGAAGCAUGAUCCUCACGAUCAUCAUCAACAUGGAGCGCACGCUCAUGGGGCACGUGCGAAACAUAUGCACAUCGAACGCACUGGGUCACAUGACCAUCACGGAGAACGUGAUCAUCGUGGACAUCAUGGGGCACAUGGAGGGCAUCAUGAACGCCAUGUGCCACAUGAGCCUCAGCAUCACGGUGUACGUCGUGUAUUACAGGAUCAUUACGAUUCACAGAGUGGUCUGGCGUCACACAGGGAUUCAAAGCAUGACCACGACCAUCACAAACAUUCACCCAGGGAAGGCAGGAGACACAGUCUUGUUGAGCACAGAAGAUCAUCUCUCGGAGCCCGUGUCAUUGCUCAAGAGGACAAUUUGGAGGAAGCACAAAAUUUGUACGAGUUAGCGAUUCAGUCUGUAGCAGAAGCUCACAGGCAUACGAUGCCAGGUGCUCAUGGGAGGCGGGGGUCUUUACCGGGGGAAAGGCGAGGAUCACUUCCCGGAGAAAGGAGAGGAUCUAUUUCUGCUGACAAGACAUCCCAGUUGACGCUUCCUGAUCACUUGCCUAAUCUGAGUAUGUUGGACAAGUCUGCGAUGGAAGAUCUCGAAGAGCUUCUGAAAGAAGUGCGGAUAUACAGAGACAGAAAAACUUCAGAGGAAGAGCAUGGAUAUCAUGCGCAAAGUCGUAUGCAGAGAAAGCGACUUGAACACAUCGAGGGUAUUUUAGAAAAACUCAGCAGACAUUCCGCCACCAAAUUCGACCCCAAGGAGAUGUUAUCCUGUGGUUACUUAAGAUUAUCCAAACAUAAUAUUGAAGCUCUCGAAAAUAUGAUCAAGGAAGCAGGUCAAAAUCCGGGGAUUCAUGCACAUUCUGACGUCACGAAUUACGAUAUUUGGGCAGCCAUCAAACGAGAAAAAGAGGAGGAGGAGGCUGCCGUGGCGUCAGAGAUUGACCGCUCGACUCCCACCAAGAAAAUCAAAAGUUGAUUUCAAAUAUAUAAUUAGACUACGCAUUUUAUAAAUCUUCAAAGGUGAAAUAAAUUUAUAACUUUAUAUUUUAAAAGAGUUCAAAACUUUUUCGUGCUACGAACGUUUUAUAAAUUAAGUCUUACAUGCACGUAGUUAUUAUUUAAGACUGCCUAGUAUGAUGAUAUAAAGAAAACUGUGUACUGUAAUAAGUAUUUAUUUUAUUUCAAAUAGUAUCUGGUGUUCCAAAAUUUCGUAAAAUAAAUUGAUUCUUCACCACA